CGCUCGUCGCGCGGCCCCGGCGGAAAGUUUUUCCUGACGGAGUUUUGGCGGCGGCAGCCGGAGCGGCCAUGGACGCGCUCAAGUCCGCCGGGCGGGCGCUGAUCCGGAGCCCCAGCCUCGCCAAGCAGAGCUGGGGGGGCGGCGGCCGGCAUCGGAAGCUGCCAGAGAACUGGACAGACACUCGGGAGACGCUGCUCGAGGGAAUGCUCUUCAGCCUCAAGUACCUGGGCAUGACGCUGGUGGAGCAGCCCAAGGGUGAGGAGCUGUCAGCUGCUGCUGUCAAGAGGAUUGUGGCCACGGCCAAGGCCAGCGGGAAGAAGCUGCAGAAAGUGACCCUCAAGGUGUCGCCACGGGGGAUUAUCCUGACUGACAACAUCACCAACCAGCUCAUUGAGAAUGUGUCCAUUUACAGGAUCUCCUAUUGCACAGCAGACAAGAUGCACGACAAAGUGUUUGCCUACAUUGCACAGAGCCAGCACAACGAGAAUCUCGAGUGCCAUGCCUUCCUCUGCACCAAGCGGAAACUGGCCCAGGCUGUCACCCUCACAGUAGCCCAGGCCUUCAAAGUCGCCUUUGAGUUUUGGCAGGUGUCCAAGGAAGAGAAGGAGAAGAGGGACAAAGCCAGCCAAGAGGGAGGGGACAUCCUGGGCGGGGGCCUCCGAGACAGCACCCCGUCGUUGAAGAGCUUGGUUGCCACUGGGAACCUGCUGGACUUGGAAGAGACGGCCAAGGCCCCGCUGUCCACAGUCAGCUCUAAUACCACUAACAUGGACGAGGCACCGAGGCCUCAAGCCUUGAACAAUAGCAGUGUUGUCUGGGAGCUGGAUGACGGCCUGGAUGAAGCAUUUUCAAGGCUUGCGCAGUCUCGGACAAACCCUCAGGUCCUGGACACUGGAUUGACAGCACAGGACAUCCAUUACGCCCAGUGCCACUCACCUGUCGACUGGGACAAGCCAGACAGCAGCGGCGUUGAGCAGGAUGAUCUCUUCAGCUUCUGAGCGCCCCGGGGCAGGCGGGACACGUGACACAGACCAAAGCCAAUGGUGGCAGCGUGGGGCCGGCGCCAGGGCCCCCAGCCACCCUCUGCUGGGUGAUGGCACCGUCAGCCUGCGAAUCACAGCUGCAUCUAGUCAAGCAGGGGAGGAAGGAGAAAAUGCUCUUUUAGCCCCACUCUUUCUGUAAGAACUGAAGGAUGCCUUGGAUAUUUA
Messenger RNA from Odobenus rosmarus divergens (Pacific walrus), 1208 nucleotides. It is a transcript of the gene LDLRAP1, whose product is annotated as low density lipoprotein receptor adaptor protein 1. The transcript is spliced from 9 exons. The record is from RefSeq and is a predicted model, not a curated record. The coding region runs from base 69 to 998 and encodes 309 amino acids. NCBI's taxonomy places the organism in Eukaryota, Metazoa, Chordata, Mammalia, Carnivora, Odobenidae. Gene Ontology annotation, cellular component: early endosome.